UUUUGCAUUCUCGCAUCGUGCCCACCACACGAUACUAUCAGCCGCUCGCAUGAUAUUGAAAGAAUCAGUAACGAAAUGCAGGAACUUUACAAAAGUUCAAGCGGAGCAGUCAGUACAGUGUAUUUGUCAGGAAAUCCAGGAUGUGGCAAGAGCCAUCUUGCCCGGGAAAUCGGACAAGAGUUCUUUUCUGAACAAAACAAUGAUCUUAUCUUUGUGGCAACACUGAACACAGAAAGCCUUGACAAACUUGCUGACUCUUACCUCAGCCUUGGGAGACACUUGGGGAUAACAGAAUACGCGUUGACAGACUUAGAAUCUAUAAAAGAAGAGAAACCUAUUGAAGCAAUUGAACAGCUCCAUCGCUUGAUUUUGCCGAAGACCAGCAGGUUUACCAAAUGGUUGAUAAUAGCAGACAAUGUGAUUGAUUUACGCUCGGUCCGCCAUUUGCUUCCUCAAACUGGCAGUAAAGAAUGGGGCCAUGGGCAAGUGCUGAUUACCACUCAAGUUAGUGGUACAAUUCCUCAACACGCUCCUCACACGUAUCAUGAAUCGUUAAGCAAAGGAAUGAGGCGGGACGAAGCAGUGGAAUUGCUGGAAACAGUAUCACAAAUUUCCGAGCGAGUCCAAGCAGAAAAUGUCGCUGAACUUCUCGAUUUUCAGCCACUGGCCUUAGCUGCUGCUGCUUAUUUCGUGCAAACUGUUGUGACCAGUGGGUCUUCAAAUUAUAAUUGGAAAGCAUACCUUCAAGACAUAUCAACAUACACCCAGCGAAAAUUGGCCGAAACUGUCCUUGCUAAUGAGAGUUCAGCCUACGCUAAAACAACAAUGGCCGCAGUAGAAAUGGCUAUCCAAAGAGCUGUUGAAACAGACGAGGUUCUUCUUCAUACAUACUCUUUUCUUUCGCUCUGCGCUAACGACGACCUACCACUCGAAACUGUUUCAAAGUUCGUCAAAGCCCAAGUAAAGGGCCAUCAAGAGGUUUUAAUAAAGGCAAAGAUUGUAAGGUCCUCUUUAACUCUUGUUCAUUCCGAAGAAGGGGGUGAACGAACUUAUUUACGUUUACAUAAAGUUGUGUAUGACGCUUUGAAACGAUGCAAGAUAGCUAACCUGAAAUCAUACCGGGAGAGUGAUCACACCAUAGCAGAAGCGGUAAAGAUUUUCAAGUCCCAACUCAAAGAAAAUGACGAGAAUUAUGCGUUUUGUAAAAAACUGAGGCCCCACUGUGAAUCUUUACUUAAUCAGAUGACCUCAGAUGAAAGCACCUUUUCAGAAAGGUUUGCGCCCUUCAUAGAUUUGGAUACAAUUAUUGAUUGGCUACAUACUCUCGCCUGGGUCUGUCAAAAAAGCUCCUAUUUCUACUUUGCGAAAAUUGUUGUCAACUUAGCAUACGAUCUACUGGGGAAUUUAGACGACAAUUCAACUGGUGCGUUUGCUCGUAAAGGGAGGGUUUUAAAUGUAAGUGGCGAAGUGUACCACAGCCUGGGAGAAUACAAUCAAGCCAAAGAACUUCACGAAAAAGCACUGAUAAUUCGCAAAAAGAUUUUUGGUGAAGAUCAUGCAGAUGUAGCAACAAGUUAUAACAACUUUGCAAAAGUGUAUAACCGCCUGGGAGAAUACAAUCAAGCCAAAGAACUUCACGAAAAAGCACUGAUAAUUUACAAAAAGAUUUUUGGCGAACAUAAUGCCAAUGUAGCAACAAGUUAUAACAACUUGGCAUUAGUGUACGACAAACUGGGAGAAUACAAUGAAGCCAAAGAACUUCACGAAAAAGCACUGUUAAUUCGCAAAAAGAUUUUUGGUGAAGAUCAUGCCGAUGUAGCAACAAGUUAUAACAACUUGGCAUUAGUGUACGACACUCUGGGAAAAUACAAUCAAGCCAAAGAACUUCACGAGAAAGCACUGAUUCUUUACAAAAAGAUUUUUGGCGAAGAUCAUGCCAAUGUAGCUACAAGUUAUAACAACUUGGCAUUAGUGUACGACAAACUGGGUGAAUACAAUGAAGCCAAAGAACUUCACGAAAAAGCACUGAUUCUUUACAAAAAGAUUUUGGGUGAACAUCAUGCCAAUGUAGCAACAAGUUAUAACAACUUGGCAUUAGUGUACGACACCCUGGGAGAAUACAAUCAAGCCAAAGAACUUCACGAGAACGCACUGAUAAUUCGCAAAAAGAUUUUUGGUGAAGAUCAUGCCGAUGUGGCAGCAAGUUAUAACAACUUGGCACUAGUGUAUAUCCGCCUGGGGGAAUACAAUCAAGCCAAAGAACUUCACGAAAAAGCACUGGUAAUUCGCAAAAAGAUUUUUGGUGAAGAUCAUGCCGAUGUAGCAGCAAGUUAUAACAACUUGGCAUCAGUGUACGACACCCUGGGAGAAUACAUUCAAGCCAAAAAACUUGGCGAGAAAGCACUGAUAAUUCGCAAAAAGAUUUUUGGUAAAGAUCAUGCCGAUGUAGCAACAAGUUAUGACAACUUGGCACUAGUGUAUAACCGCCUGGGAGGAUACAAUCAAGCCAAAGAACUUCAUGAAAAAGCACUGAUAAUUCGCAAAAAGAUUUUUGGUGAAGAUCAUGCCGAUGUAGCAACAAGUUAUGACAACUUGGCGUUAGUGUAUAACCGCCUGGGAGAAUACAAUCAAGCCAAAGAACUUCACGAGAAAGCACUGAUAAUUCGCAAAAAGAUUUUUGGUGAAGAUCAUGCCGAUGUAGCAGGAAGUUAUGACAACCUGGCAUUAGUGUACGACCGCCUGGGAGAAUACAAUCAAGCCAAAGAACUUCACGAAAAAGCACUGAUAAUUCGCAAAAAGAUUUUUGGUGAAGAUCAUGCCGAUGUAGCAACAAGUUAUGAAAACUUGGCAUCAGUGUAUAUCCGCCUGGGAGAAUACAAUCAAGCCAAAGAACUUCACGAAAAAGCGCUGUUAAUUCGCAAAAAGAUUUUGGUGAAGAUCAUGCCGAUGUAGCAACAAGUUAUAACAACUUGGCAUCAGUGUAUAACCGCGUAGGACAAUAUUAUUAAGCCAAGAAACUUUACGAAAAAGCGCUAACGAUUAGGAAACAAAUUUUCGGUGAAGAUCAUAAGUAUGUAGAAAGAAUUCGUAGUGAGUUGGCAUUAGUAAACAAACACCUUCUAAGCAGUGGAGCUGAAGAUCGGCUCGACAAAGCAUGUUGUUUGAUCCUAUAAAUUGUCUUAAUUGGCAAUUUAGUCUGCGUAGUAGUCGCUUCUGUCACCUGUUAGCCAAAUAAGGUGAUUCCUUUCCUUUUUUGCCCCUUCACUCUGUUUCUAUUUUUUGCUCCCUCUUAUGCACCUUCAAUCGGCGACAAAAUGAGUUGAGACACUUCGCCCAAAACUGGGCUUUUUUACGUUUUACUAACUUCGAAAGGAGGAAAUAUAGCAUUCCUCUCCCAUCCCCUCCGUGCAAUGUUGUGCCCUUGUUCUAGCUACCUAUAGAAAACAACUCACACCCCAACUUUGAAUGGAGGGGACAGGGGAGGGGUGCGGAAUCUUUUGUUCUCCGAAGUUACCCUAUUCGAGUACAAUGUCUCAACAGUUUUGUCGCCGAUUGUUGCCCUCGCGCGUCUGGUGUGCUUUUCCCACUCAGCUAAAAGGAAACGGAGACGACUGCUACGCAAGAGGGUUGGAGGAUCCCUAAUAAGUUAUUCGGUAUCCGAGAUUUGGCUUAUUCUUAGGCUGGGAUACUGAAUUUUAGGGAAUUGGAGAGGGAGAUGCGGAAUUGUAAUAUUACUAGCCCACUAUAAACGGGAUACGAGAGUUUGCGAUUUAAUUCAUGACUAGCGAUUCGGGAAAUGUUGUUGAAGAGAACUGGUAUCCCAUACUCAAGAAAAAAAGAAAACCUUUUUAUGUAUGUCAUGAAAGGUAUUGCUCAUCGUGGCUGUAUAAAGGGUUUCGUUUAUCGUUUUAUGUAUGUACGCGUGCGUGAAAAGAUGGCAGAUAAAGUAAUUCGCCAUCCAGAUUCCGUUUUUGAUGGAUUUCCGAACAUGUAUUUUAUAAUUGACUUUAAGGCGAGACUGGAAGAGAAUCAAAGAGGUGAUGUUGAAAACACACAGAAAGCUGCAAAUGAAGAACUGCAUUGUUUCACGCCCAAAGACUUGCUACAAAAAAUAUUUAGUUUACGUCAUGUAGAAAUUUAUGUGAGACAACAACAACAACAACGAGCUUUAAUUUGUAUGACCAUACAAGUUCAUACUGUAUAACAAAAGCCAUUUUAAGAAUAAAAAUUACAUCAUAUGGCAAUUACGUUACUUUGGCAAUAAUUUGUCACGAACAUCAAAGCAAGCUGAAAUAUAUUUUAUGAAUUGUAUAUUGAUAAAGCAGUGGCGGAUCCAGGGGAGGAGCCCGGGGGCCCCUUCUCCCUUCCCCCUUAUUUUUAGACCAAACUGAGGCCUGAAAGGCCGAAAAUAUUUUGUUUGGAGACCGCUCCUCCCCUUAUCUAAGGGCCUAGGUGACCGCCUCCCCCACCCCCUGCCCCCCUUCUCUGAAUGGUCUGGUCUGGUCUGGAUCCGCCACUGUAAAGUUAUUAGAGAAGUUCAUGAGUUUAUUGAUCGCAAUGUUUACAGGUAACCUGGAGAUAUUUGGAAUUAGAGUCUUGAUUUUAUAGUAGCCUCAUUAUGGGGUACAAAGACAUCUCCACACUACUUGGUUAUGAAAAAUCACCUUGCAUGAUCUUAAGGGUGGGCGUUAUGUUUCUUUUGUUUAUCAGGCCGGAGGAGUAAAGAAAAAAAAGAAUUUCCUGAGAGGUGGGCUUAAAACUUAAACACCUUUAUGUGGAUGAGAUGCGGUUUCUUUCUGGAUCAGCUUAUCACUGAAAUUUACCCACACCAAUUACAAUGUCAAUCAACAGGGGCACUUUCUUAUUUGGCCUUAACCUGUAGAUGCCGCUAAAUAGUGUAUGGUUUGGCCAUGGGGGCUGUUAGUCUUAAAAAGGGUAGACAAUUUCACUACAUUCAAAGUUCUUGAAAGUAACCAUCUCGGAAAUUCGAAAAAGUGGUUGCAACUAGAGAUGGUCAUUUACGAGAAAUACGACCUUGAGAUAAACUUAUGGAGAGCGGCCGCUUACAAGGGAUUUUAGCAAAAGGCUUGGCAUUUGUUGUUUAUACCACAUUCAGGUGAAAUAAUUUUAAUUGGGAUCUUUUCUUAUUAAUUUGUUCACUCGAUGUUAACCAACCAUGCCCUAUGUUAUGGUAUAAACCUAAAUUUACUCAAGGAGUUAGUCCUUUUAUUCAUCAAGUGUUGACUACGUGGUCAUUGCUUUCGAAAACUUACUAUUCUCUUCUCCUUCUGUCUACUCAUUUCCAGUCAAUUCAAUUUUAUUCACACUUUGAAUUGAAUUGGACAAAGAUAUGACCAGCUUCUACUUGGAAAAAGUUGGCUUUGUUUUGUUUUGUUUUUUUUUUUUAAUUGCGACUCAUCUUCAUCCUGGUCCUGCAUGCGCACAUACUCCCCCCACCCACCGUCACCCCACCCGGGAACUCCGGGGACUCCAAUUUGAAAAUCAUGACGGGGAUGCUCGUCGCCUCGCUUAGCUAUAGAAAUAGGAGAUUUUGUUUUCACUUAGGGUGUUCAGGACGGUAAGCCAAUAUUUUUUACCUAUGAAGGCAUUGGUCUGGGCAGGAGCCCAUCAAAUGAUUAUGAUGAUGAUGAUGGGCUCCUGCUCUGGGUUACGGACAAAUAAAUAGCUAUAUGAAAACAACCAAAUUUUGUCUCCUUUUGGAGCCAAGCCAAGAUUGGUCUCCUUUAGGGGCUUAAGACAUAAUCCAUCAGGAAAUAGAGUAAUUUUAAUUUUCAGUGGACAAAAACCUUGUAUCAGAAUAAUUUAAACAACAUUGCAUUCUUUUUACAUUUUUCAAGGGUUAUCCAUGUAAUUAUUUAUCUUUAAUAACACCAAAGACUAUUUCUCAUUGGAGCCCGAGAAAAUAACUGUCAAAUUUCACAAUAAUUGUGAUAACACGGGUAAAAUUCUGAAAAUUUCAUGUGAAAGAUGUCAUUUUGUGGAAUUGGACAUUUGUUUUCUCGGGCUCUCAUGAGAAAUUUUCUUUGAUGUUAUUACAGAUAACUAAUUACAUCACUGAAAAUUAAAAUUGCUCAAUUUCCUGAUGGAUUCCGUCUUAAUUCUAAUUUUCCGACUAGCAUACGCCUCCUUUUUCGAGGAGAGUUCCCACCCUCCAGGCCACGGCUCCGUAGUUUUUACAAAUAGCGUGACUGUCCAAAAUAACGUGACCGUCUGUAUUAUUGGUCACGUGACAGCAACUUCCUUCAGGUCACUUUCAUUUUCUGCAGUUCCGCUUCUUCAUCGUACGGUAUUAUCUCAUGCGUUAUUAAAUCCAAUUUCCUUGGGUUCUUUUGGGCAAGGUGAGUAAUUUUUUCCUUGGUUAGUCGGGUUCACAUAGUCACAGAGUAAUCCACGCAAAUUUUGUUGGUCUUAGUUUUACAUAAUAGGAAGUUUUGUAUGUGCUGGCCGUUUAUAAAGAUCUACUUGUCGUUAAAAGCCGGAUCAAGAGUUUUAACAUCGUCGUGUUUGGUCCGACGGUUUGAUGGCUUCGGCAUAGGUAAUUAUUGCCACUGUCUUGAGCACUAUUCGGUGCGUGGUGUAGAGUUUGUGGUGAAGAAAACAGUUCAUUUGUUAUGACUUUCUUGUUCUUCGAAACCGUUAUAAUGUUCUUCAGACAACAUUUGCCGUGAGUACACUUCCUUGUUCGUCUGCGAGGUUACUGAAGAAUGGAUCAUCAUGACCGCUUAAGGUCGCUCUGUCGCUAAAAAUACGUGCAUAAAGGGGUCGUUACCAUCCCAUAGCCUGAAUAAUACAUCGAUCACAGUGGGUCAAUCGUUGUCCACGAAAGAUUUUUUCAUGUUUGGAACACUACCAAAUCAUCAUUUGCAAUUAUUUGGGUGCUGUGAUGUCUGGGUCAUAUUCAUAAAUUUCAUCCCUGUCAGUCCUGUAAGUGGCUAACUUAAAAUUUCAGAAAAACAACCACAAAAAAAAGGUAAAAAUUCUCGCAAAGAGAACGGCCAAAGAAGGAGAGUUUUCAUUUAAAUGGUAUCACUAUUACUAAACAUACAAGUCUGCGCACGUGGACAUAUAUUUCCAGUCGUCUCUCGUUACUUUUCGGGUGGAGAGUUAAAACUAGUUAUUAAAGCGACGACCGGAAUCGUACGUAGUUCCCACGCAGACUCGCGUUCUUAGGGCUUCGUUACGCGUUUAGAACGUCUGCGUGAUUGCACCGUUAAAAGGUCCACAGGUGCAAAUUAAAACAACGGGUCAUCUCACCAUAACUCGGUCUAGGAGUGAAAGGAAUAAAAGCUAAAAGAAAUUUUCGUGUAAUUUUUUUUAAGACUAAGAAUUAACAAUUUCAGUGGCAAAAAAAUGAUGAACUUUGAGAGAACUUUUGUAAAACCCACCUUGUUCUCUUUUGCUAUAUUUUCGUCAUCUCCCCCCCCCUCUCUGCGCACUCUUUUCCUGUCUAUGGGACGGUAGUGCUACUCGUAACACCCACACCUUACCAUUCUCGACUCCAGAGCUUGGUUUUUUAGGGGUGGAGUAGUGGAGGGGGGGACAAGGGAGAAGCUCUGGGGUCGACAAUGCUUGCAUACAAACAGGAUUUAUCUCCUUCCUACUUUUUAUCCUUCGUUCACUCAAGUAAUAUUUACCUUUAGAGUAUCUGUUACCCUCAACUUGCCAUUCAAUUGAGGCGCUAGUCGAAACGGCCUACAGCACACACACAAACAAAAUAAUUGUACUGCACUAAUUCAAAUAGACUUUUAGGGUGCGUUUCUUUACUAAAAUCCAAAUCCAGGUUUUUAAUCCAACAACGGAUUUUUCGUUUCUUUCAUAAAACCCAAAAAGGGAUUAUUGAUCCAAAUGAUCCACAGCGGAGGUGGAUUCUUUGGAUCGUAUCCAAAACCGGAUACACGAUACAUGAUCCGAGUCGUUUCUACUACGGAUCCGAAAAGAUUAAUACUCAGCAAUAACUGCCAGCGGUAACUCGAAAGUGUUUGACAACACUGCUCAUCUUUACGGCCAUUUUUGUACCUGAGGCAUGGAUUAAACAACAACUUUUAUCUGUUUAUCGGGGUGAUAACAUUGCAAUACGAACAGGACCUACAUUGUUGUAGUUCACAAGGACAACUCUAGGAAAAAACUGCUACACAACUUCGCGGGGCGUCUUGCAAGACGUUACUUUUCCAGUGCAUAUCUUAUUUCAAGACUCAUCUUCACUUGUCCCGUCUAAAGCUGUAUCAUGAAGCUAACCAUCCAAAAUACAAUGAAAGAUCAGCAAACUUGCAACAUUGUCAGCAGCAGUGUUAUUCUUUCUCCAAGCAGGAUACCGUCACUGAAUAUUGUGGGUCGUUGCUAUACAAAUGAAUGAAAAAUAAUUGUUCUUUGGAUACAUCGUUUCUUUUCUUAACGAUCUUCUGAUCUCGGAUUUUAGUAAAGAAAUGCACCCUUAGUUUUCACUGGUUGGUUUUAAAAAUGGUCUAAUAGACGUCUCCACUCAAAUAAACGCCUCUUGUCUGAUAACCUCGAUCCACCCCCGCCCCCUUCCCCCCAUUCUGUUAGGUUUGUAUUGGACGCCUCUCAAACGAACGCCCUCCUGUCUAAUAGUCUUCAUCCCAUGAAAAUUACUCCAUAAUACUAGGAAAAGUGACACAGAGCAACAUAAUUCAAUUAGCUGGUAUUCAGUUUCUUGUUUAACUAAAACGGUUUGCACAUUGCAUUUUGCUCCAGUGAGAAAAGCGCUGUAUGAUUUUCUCGAUGUGCACAAUACGUCAGCAAACUUCUUCCGGCCAGUUCUAGUUCGGUAACAUUAAGGAAUGACAAGACCCGCUUCCCCAGUCGUCUCUUAGUCUCCUAUUAAUAAUGAACUUAUGCACAGGACAGGAUAGGAAAGACGGCAAACUUGUGUGACCAGCGUGACAUUAAUAAUUUUGUUUGAAACAACGUUUCGUCAAAGUUAGCCCUCCUUUCAGUCCUUUAAACAGAUCUUUUAGUAAAUGACCAGAAAACUUUUAUGUGAAGUGAAGAUCAUAAUAAAGCACACAAUUAAUAGCCUUGUCUUGUUUGUCACACACAAGCGUUAGCGCGUUGUGCGUCCUCUCCUUCCUGCCGUCCCGUUGCGUAAACUCGAUAAUAUUAACGUGAAAAGCGCGGGGGGAGAGUUUAGGCUGCGGGGACAUAGUCUUUCCCUUUCGUUUUCCUCCUUCCCAUCAACCCUCGCUCUCCCUUCAGUCACGUGUGCGAUCCAAACAGAGACGACUGAGGACGAGUCAACCCCCUUUCUAUCCCCCCACCCCUCCCCACCCCUUGGAACUUUAAACUAAAUAAACAAAUCUUUAAAGUACGUCAUGAGCGAAGCACCCGGCAAGCAAGUUGUGUUUCAAGCUUACGAGUGGUCGCUUAUCUAAACGAAUAGCCUAAAACUGUAGAUACUUAAUCUGCCGUCUCUUAUUUAACGGAGUUCAUAAUUGGUUACUAGCUUUUCAUAAUCUUUUGCGAUUCCUGUGUUCAUCACCGGUCUCUAGUUGACAUUUUCAAUAAGAAUAAGUAAACAACCUAUUUUUGACCUGACUGAAAAUAAGUUAAAAACAAAUAUCUCUCACAGGAUUGUAAGUUGGUCAGAUGGAAUACUCACAAGAGCAACUAAACUACUUCAGACUCUGUUACAUAGCAUUUGAUUUGGUUCCAGUGGGGCUGCGGCAGAUUUUCAAAAACGAAUGGGAUUUCCUCUAUAAAGCAACGUCAAUUGGAGAAUGGAAAGACACGGCACAAAAUGGUCGUGAUUUCUACAACAAUGAAUCUAAAGCAAGUCACAAGAAAAACGCCCGUUGUCUGGCAACAAUCCACAAUGGUAACACGGCAAAGUGGGACUGUACCUGUUUGUUUUUUGCCAUCCUGUACUCAGACACCGUUGGCACCACUUUAAGCCCAGCUGUCUAUAAAGUGGUUGAUGAUAUUCGUCAGGUGCGAAACGAGAUCGCUCAUAUCACCGAGGCUAAAUUGACAGAUGCCGACUUCAGAACUUCUGUAGACAGACUGUUGAACGAUUUUACAUCCCUAGGUCUUGCUAUAACUGAGAUUCAAGAAAUAAAGAACCAGACGACGUUUCCAACCAUGGAAGUGGAAAAGAUUAAGAAAGAAGCUCGUAAUCUCCAAGCCGAGUUAGACCUGACAAAAAGCACUCUUCAAAGUACCGAAGCUGCCCUGGUUUCUCUCACACAGGAAAUAAGUGUGGAACUGCAGCCAUUUUGCAUUCUCGCGUCGCGCCCACCACAUGAUAUCAUCAUCCGCUCGCAUGACAUUGAAAGGAUCACUAACAAAAUGGAGGAACUUAACAAUGGCUCUAGCGGAACAGUCAGUACAGUGUAUUUGUCAGGAAAUCCAGGAUGUGGCAAGAGCCAACUUGCGCGGGAAAUUGGACAGAAGUUCUUUUCUGAACAAACUGAUAAUCUUAUCUUUGCUGCGACAAUAAACACAGAAAGCGUUGAGACACUUGCUGACUCUUACCUCACCCUUGGAAGACACUUAGGGAUAACAGAAUACGCGUUGACAAGCUUGGAAUCUUUAAAAAGAGAGAAACCUAUUGAAGCAAUUCAAACACUUCAUCGCUUGAUUUUGCCGAAGACCAGCAAGUUCAUCAAAUGGUUGAUAAUAGCGGACAAUGUGACUGACUUACGUUUAGUCCGCGACUUACUACCUCAAACUGGCAGUAAGGAAUGGGGCCAUGGGCAAGUGCUGAUUACCACCCAAGAUAGUGGUACAAUUCCUCAAAACGCUCCUCACACGUAUCAUGAAUCGUUAAGUAAAGGAAUGAGGCGGGAAGAGGCGGUGGAAUUGCUAGAAACAGUAUCGCAAAUUUCAGAGCCAGUACAAGCAGAAAAUGUCGCGGAACUUCUCGAUUUUCAGCCACUGGCCUUAGCUGCUGCUGCUUAUUACGUACAAACUGUUGUGACCAGUGGGUCUUCAAAUUAUGAUUGGAAAGCAUACCUUCAAGACGCAUCAACAUACAGUCAACGUAAAGAGGCGGAAACUGUCCUUGCUAAUGAGAGUUCAGCCUAUGAUAAAACAACAAUGGCCGCCGUAGAAAUGGCUAUCCAAAGAGCUGUUGACACAGACGAGGUUCUUCGUCAUGCAUUCUCUUUUCUUUCGUUCUGCGCUAACGAUGAUCUUCCACUCGAAACUGUUUUAAAAUUCGUCAAAGCCCAAGGAAAGGACCAUCAAGAGGUUUUAAUGAAGGCAAAGAUUGUAAGGUCUUCCUUAAGUCUUGUUCAUUCCGAAGAUGGGGGUGAGCGAACUUAUUUACGUUUGCACAAAGUUGUGCAUGAAGUUUUGAAACGAGGCGAGAUGUUUAACUUGAAAUCACGGAAGAGGGACCACACCAUGGCAGAAGCGGUAAAGAUUUUCAAGGUUGAGCUCGACGAAAAUGACGAGAAUUAUGCGUUUUGUAAAACAUUGAGGCCCCACUGUGAAUCUGUACUUAAGUACAUGACGUCAGAGUUUAGUUUGGAUGAAAGCACUUUUGUAGAACGGUUUACGCCCUUCGUAGAUUUGGAUACAGUUAUUGAUUGGCUAUAUACUCUCGCCAGUGUCUGUGAGAAAAACUCUUAUAUCUUCUUUGCGAAAAAUGUGGUCGACCUAGCAUGCAACCUACUGGGAAACAUAGAGGACACUUCAACAGGUGCGUUAACUCGUAAAGGGAGGGUUUUGAACAUGACUGGCAAAGUGUACAAUAGCCUGGGAGAGUACAAUCAAGCCAAAGAAUUUCACGAAAAAGCACUGAUGAUUCGCAAAAAGAUUUUUUGUGAGGAUCAUGCCGAUGUAGGAGAGAGUUAUAACGACUUAGCAUUAGUUUGCAGCAGCCUGGGAGAAUACAAUCAAGCCAAAGAACUUCACGUAAAAGCACUAACGAUUCGCAAAAAGAUUUUUGGUGAAGAUCAUGCCGAUGUAGCAACAAGUUAUAACGACUUGGCAAUAGUGUACAACAGCCUGGGAGAGAACAGUCAAGCCAAAAAACUUCACGAAAAAGCACUAAUGAUUAACAAAAAGAUUUUUGGUGAAGAUCAUGCAAAUGUAGCAACAAGUUACAACAACUUGGCAUUAGUGUACAGCCACCUGGGAGAAUACAAACAAGCCAAAGAACUUCACGAAAAGGCACUGAUGAUUUACAAAAAGAUUUUUGGUGAAGAUCAUGCCGAUGUAGCAACAAGUUAUAACAACUUGGCAUUAGUUUACAACCACCUAGGAGAAAACAGUCAAGCCAAAGAACUUCAUGAAAAAGCACUGAAGAUUUACAAAAAGAUAUUUGGUGAAGAUCAUGCCAACGUAGCAACAAGUUAUAGCAACUUGGCUUUGAUGUACAAACGCCUGGGAGAAUUCAGUCAAGCCAAAGAACUUUACGAAAAAGCACUGAUAAUUAGAAAACAAAUAUUUGGUGAAGAUCAUGUGUAUGUAGAAACAGUUCGUAGUCAGUUGGCAUUAGUAAACAAACACCUU
Messenger RNA from Porites lobata, 12495 nucleotides. NCBI's taxonomy places the organism in Eukaryota, Metazoa, Cnidaria, Anthozoa, Scleractinia, Poritidae. The record is from the annotation of a GenBank genome assembly.